Dinoponera quadriceps is the source of this 2511-nucleotide messenger RNA. RefSeq lists its product as uncharacterized. The record is from RefSeq and is a predicted model, not a curated record. Bases 1558 to 2214 code for a protein of 218 amino acids. The transcript is spliced from 3 exons. NCBI's taxonomy places the organism in Eukaryota, Metazoa, Arthropoda, Insecta, Hymenoptera, Formicidae.
AUACAUUCGCCAAUCGCGACUUAUUUUUACUCGCUCAACUAUUUUUGGAGAAGCGUCAAGUAAGUAAGCGUCAAGUAAGUAAGCGUUCCGAGACACUGCCAGUCCGAAGAAGACAACAUCACAAUGACGCGUUUCGCCCAUAAAGGAAACGAAAUAGCUGACUGACAUAAUGCGUGUUUCAAUUUCAAUACCCUACGACCCCAUUGUGUUUCACAAAUCAAACAGUUUUAUUCAGCACUAUACCUUCCGCGAUAUCUAACAUUGCGUUGAACGUAGUAUUAUUGGGUAAUAUUCCAAAGAGACGUCGUAUGCGGAACAGAUAACCCAUAUAGCACAGGAAGAUUGCAGGAAUAUUAUAUGAGAUUACACUGAAACAUUGUAAUAUUCUAUAUAUGAUGCGAAAUGUUAUUGCAACCUUGCCGCAAAAUUGUAACAACGUUAAAAUGUCCACUCUCAGAAACACUGUAAUAAAAUAUUAUAGCAAUGUUGCAUUGCAACUGACUGCCUAUCUGUAAUUACGAAAACUGUUUCACGCUUCGUAUGUUUUUUUCGUAUCCCUGCGUGGAUUUGGUCUCGAACGGCGGCCAAAUGGUCUAUCCUAAUAUGUAUCCGAUGUCCUUGAUAAUCGGACGGUAGAUACCACGGCUGAGUCCAACGACUAUGACGAUAUCCUUGUCACCUCACCUCGUGUAACUCAAAGAGAGCGGAAAAGCCAAUGUGAUGUCAAAAUAUAAUCAAAUUCUAGUUCGCCAAAAUGACGUCAAAUUGCAUAAACUUUUGAUAUUUACUUGACCCCGUUAAAAAUAUUGAUAAUCAAAACUUUAGACCAUUUUUUUUACAUUGAGACUAUCUAUUAAUAUAUCCAGCAAUAUGACUUCCUCUGACUUUCUAACGUCAAUAUGACGUCCCCUGACUGUGAGGUCAAGAUGCAGGUACAUGUUGUCAAGUUACACAUCAUCUAAUAUCCUCUCUUUUAUCUGAGAUCAUUUAGCUUAAAGUCAUUAGUUUAAAGUAAGAAUUAAUUACUUGGAGUGUAUAUAAGGAGAUGUUUCAUAACGACUGUUUAUUAGUCGAUUUUUCAUAUUCAACAAGUUACAUCCAGGUGACACUAAAAGAGCAAACAAACAUGAGAAUCGUCGUAGCGUUGUACAUUCUGUCUGCACUUUAUGCCGUAAGUCUUUUUCUUUUCUAAAAAAGUAAUAUUAUGUUUGAAAAUGGAGACGGUUUGUCUUCUUGUAAAAAUUUAAUUGAAAUUUUACUUUCGAGUAAAUGCAAUAUAACGCGUGUGUUAUGUAACAGUUACAUUGUUGAGUGAGAAAUUAUAAUAUUGAUGUUACGUUUUUGUUAGUGUUUAUUGGGAAAAAACCUUGCCGUAUGCUCCGUUCAGUGCGAUAUGUCAAUAAAGUAAACCAAAGCGCAGAAAUAUGCUUUACAGCGCUUUAAUAACGUACGAUAUUAGCAGGAAGUAAGAAUAUACGCUUACUCGAAGUAACGCAAACGCUCGACGUAACAUUUAUCGUUCCAUCCUAGGUCAACGCAUCUUAUAUACAUCCAAACAUGUUAAACAACGAACUGAGGUACGACUUAAAAAACAUACAACUAGGAAUCACACAAACCGCAUUAAAAGUCGAAUAUGUCAAUAAUAAAUUAAAAGCCGAGGCGCUUCGUCAAGUCAACGAUCUGUUUUUCGAACAAGGAAAAACUUGGCUAGACUACCUGCACUUUAUAAGAAAAAUGAUAAAGAUUCAAAUGAUCAAAUCUAUGUCGGAAGGCAAGAAUACGACCUUAUGCCUCGAUGAUAUCCAUGAAAUAGUUAAGGAUGCUGAGAAGAAUAUAAAAAACGGUAUAAUUGAUUGUACGUUUGAUGCGGCAUUCUUCAGAGACAGAGAUCUCUUCUACGAAGGCGUAACUUCUGAGGGAAAUAAAAUUAUCAAUAGUCUUGCCACGGACGAUAUCUUCGACAGAUGUGCCAACAACCACACUACCUCUGAGGAAAAUAUCUGUGUAGUUGAUGAGCUAAACACAGUCUUUCGCUCCGCGUGGCAUUUUAUGGAGAGCGUUGAUAACGUCAAGAUAACUAUGGUGACGCAGUCCAUGAGAACUGUUGAACGCACCGUCAAAUGUCUAACAAACCUUACCAAGAAGAUUCACGAGGACGGCGAUAAAAUCAAAUCGAAUAUUACGAAAUGCCUCGAAGGCCCGACCGACGUUUAGAACGCCAGCGCGAUGAUACAUUCGCCGAGCGCAACUUAUUUAUAUUCGCAAUUAUUUCUGGAGAAGCGUCAAAUACGUUCGGAGUACGUCAGUCCGCAGAAGACAACGUUACGAUGACGCGUUCUGUCUAUGAUAAAAACGAAAUCGCUAACUCACAUAAUACGUGUUUCAAUUCCAACACUCUGCGAACCCAGUUGUGUUCUACAAACAAAAUCAACUUUAUUCGGUUCUAUACAUUCUGCGAUCUCUAAUACACAUUGCAUUGAAAGUAAUAUCAAUAUAUAAUAUUCCAUAAAG